Messenger RNA from Tupaia belangeri chinensis (Chinese tree shrew), 5800 nucleotides. RefSeq names its product discoidin, CUB and LCCL domain containing 2 (gene DCBLD2). Lineage: Eukaryota; Metazoa; Chordata; Mammalia; Scandentia; Tupaiidae. The coding region runs from base 79 to 2400 and encodes 773 amino acids. Gene Ontology annotation, cellular component: plasma membrane. The transcript is spliced from 16 exons. Gene Ontology annotation, molecular function: signaling receptor activity. Gene Ontology annotation, biological process: wound healing. The record is from RefSeq and is a predicted model, not a curated record.
CCUCUCGGAGCCGUGGCCCCGGGGCGCGCGGGGCUCUCGGGGCGCUCGCAAUAUGCGGGCGGACUGUCGGCCGCCGCGAUGGCGAGCCGGGCGGUGGUGAGAGCCGGGCGCAGCCCGCAGUGUCCCCGAGUCCGGGCCGCGGCCGCCGCCCCCGCCCGGGCGGCUCUCCCCCCCUCCUGCGCCCUCCCUCCCAGCUCCAACUCCUCCUCCUCCAUGCCGCUGUUCCUCCUGCUCCUACUUAUCCUGCUCCUGCUGCUCGAGGACGCCCGAGCCCAGCAAGGUGACGGAUGCGGACACACUGUGCUGGGCCCUGAAAGCGGAACUCUUACAUCCAAAAACUACCCACAGACGUACCCCAACAGCACUGUUUGUGAAUGGGAGAUUCGCGUCAAGAUGGGAGAGAGAGUGCGCAUCAGAUUUGGUGACUUGGACAUUGAAGAUUCUGAUUCUUGUCACUUUAAUUACUUGAGAAUUUUUAAUGGAAUUGGAGUCAGCAGAAAUGAAAUAGGCAAAUACUGUGGUCUGGGGUUACAAAUGAACCAUUCAAUUGAAUCAAAAAGCAAUGAAAUUACAGUGCUGUUCAUGAGUGGAAUCCAUAUUUCUGGAAGAGGAUUUUUGGCCUCAUAUUCAGUUAUAGAUAAACAAGAUCUAAUUACUUGCUUGGACACUGCAUCUAAUUUUUUGGAACCUGAGUUCAGUAAGUACUGUCCUGCUGGUUGUCUCCUUCCUUUUGCUGAGAUAUCUGGAACAGUUCCUCAUGGAUAUAGAGAUUCCUCACCAUUGUGCAUGGCUGGUGUGCAUGCAGGAGUAGUGUCAAACACUCUGGGUGGCCAAAUCAGUGUUGUAAUUAGCAAAGGUAUCCCAUACUAUGAGAGUUCCUUGGCUAACAACGUUACAUCGGUGGUGGGACACUUAUCUACAAGUCUCUUUACAUUUAAGACAAGUGGUUGUUACGGAACACUGGGCAUGGAAUCUGGCGUGAUUGCUGAUCCUCAAAUAACGGCCUCGUCCGUGCUGGAGUGGACCGACCACACAGGGCAGGAGAACAGCUGGAAACCCGAGAAAGCCAGGCUGAGAAAACCUGGACCUCCGUGGGCUGCUUUUGCCACUGAUGAAUAUCAGUGGCUACAAAUAGAUCUGAAUAAGGAGAAGAAGAUAACAGGCAUCGUAACCACUGGAUCCACCAUGGUGGAGCACAAUUACUAUGUGUCUGCCUACAGAAUUCUGUAUAGUGAUGAUGGGCAGAAGUGGACUGUGUACAGAGAGCCUGGUGUGGAGCAGGAUAAGAUAUUUCAAGGAAACAAAGAUUAUCACCAGGAUGUGCGUAAUAACUUUUUGCCACCAAUUAUUGCACGUUUUAUUAGAGUGAACCCUACCCAAUGGCAGCAGAAAAUUGCCAUGAAAGUGGAACUGCUCGGAUGUCAGUUCAUCCCUAAAGGUCGUCCUCCAAAACUUACUCAACCUCCACCACCUCGGAACAGCAAUGACCUCAAAAAUACUACAGCCCCUCCAAAAAUAGCCAAAGGCCGGACCCCAAAAUUUAAUCAACCGCUACAACCUCGCAGUAACAAUGAAUUUCCUGCUCAGACAGAACAAACAACUGCCAGUCCUGAUAUCAAAAAUACUACGGUGACUCCAAAUGUAACCAAAGAUGUGGCAUUGGCUGCAGUCCUCGUCCCUGUGCUUGUCAUGGUCCUCACCACCCUCAUUCUCGUUUUAGUGUGUGCGUGGCACUGGAGAAACAGAAAGAAAAAAACUGAAGGUACCUACGACUUACCUUACUGGGAUCGGGCAGGUUGGUGGAAAGGAAUGAAGCAGUUUCUCCCUGCCAAGUCAUUGGAACACGAGGAAACCCCGGUUCGCUACAGCAGUAGUGAAGUGAAUCACCUGAGCCCGAGAGAGGUCACCACAGUGCUUCAGACAGACUCCGCAGAGUAUGCGCAGCCGCUUGUGGGAGGAAUUGUUGGCACACUUCAUCAGAGAUCUACCUUUAAACCGGAAGAAGGAAAAGAAGCAGGCUAUGCAGACCUUGAUCCUUACAGCUCACCGGUGCAGGAAGUCUACCAUGCCUACGCUGAACCACUCCCGAUCACUGGGCCCGAGUAUGCAACCCCCAUCAUCAUGGACAUGUCGGGGCACCCCGCAGCUUCCGUUGGGCUGCCCUCCACAUCCACCUUCAAAGCUCCAGGGAACCAACCGCCAUCUGUAGUGGGGACUUACAAUACAGUUCUCUCCAGGACUGACAGCUGCUCCUCAGCCCGAGCCCAGUAUGACACCCCCAAAGGUGGGAAGCCAGGUCCAGCUGCCCCAGAUGAAUUGUACCAGGUGCCGCAGAGCGUGCAGGAAAUGUCAGGUGCAGGCCGGGAGGGAGAAGCUGAUGUUUUUAAAGAAAUCCUUUGAAGGUGAUGCUGCUUUUUACAAAGCAUCGUUUUAAAGCACAUGGCCUUUUAAGUAUUAGCGGUAGUAAUAUAUAGAAUGUAUUACAUAUCUGUCACUGAAGUGGUUGGGAAAAUGUGGUGACCGAGGUAGAGGAAACUACUACUCUUACCAUCUUGCUUUGAAGGUGUUACUGUGGCACAGUUAUGCUUGCCUGUUAAAUUUCGAACAUCCUGUUUGUUACUACUGUAAAACACUAUUUUUAAUACAGAAAAAGCUCCCUAUUAUGCACUUCAAAGAAAUUUUAAAAAUCACUGAGAGUAUUUAUUACCAAUGCUGCAGGUACAUUAACGAACUCAAGAGAUGGCUCUGUAAGCCUGACUGGCAAUAACGCAUGGUACUGUUCUUGAAAUCUCUAAUGGCUUGAAAUUCUACUCUCUUUGUAAAAGGCGGGUACUAUCACGAGUCCCUCCUCUCGUAUUCUUUGCCUUCUGGACUGUUUGAUUGAAAAGAAUUAGUGAGAUAAGCACUGUUUUGAAUACAGCCAUAUACACACUUACCUGUCUUUCUUUAGGAAGAUCUGUAGUCAAGAAACUCUGACUUGUAAUGAGCAAGCAAGGUGCUUGAUUUUUCACUUUUUGACACAUAAGAGCUUUAACACUACACGGUACGUGACCUGGUGUCAUCCCUGCUGGUUCCGCCCAGGGCCCCUGGUGGCGAGCCCCAGUCGUGUUUAUGAAAUAUCUUUUCAAUAUGAGUCUUUUUCAAUAUGAGUGAUGCUGGCUUUGUCAGUCUCAUGAAAGUGUCUUUACUGCGUGGAAACAGAACAACUUCAACAAUUUAGAGAAGCUGUAAAGGAGAUGCUCGACCCACUCCAACUUUAUUCGCAGAGAGAUCUUUUUCUAGGAGUGUUGUGAAAGUUGAGGAUUUCUAAGUGAAUGCUGUAAAUGUGGCCUACUUGUAUUUAUCACAGAGCAAGGCAAAAAUCCUGCAAAAUCAGGCAUUCAGAAGUCCUAGCCUUAGAAAGCAAACAAAAAAAGAACCAAAAUUCAUCCUCUCUGGUUUUAUACAUACACAUACAAAUUUUUAUCGAGUCUCAGAGUAUUUUAUUUAUUUUAGUCAAAUAAAAUAGUUUUUGUUUUCACAGUGAACUAGUGCAAGAACUCUAAAGCCAGCAUGUACCCUUCAGUGUGGUGUGAUUGCGCCCUUCCUGUGCGUGGUCCAAGGCAUGAGGAGUCCUUUUAGAUCAUAGCUGGGCAUCUGCUCCCUGACAGAUGAGUUUUCGGGCCUGGUUUUCGCUCUCUCUUGGAAGCUGCUUCGUAGGUACUUGUUCAUGACCUGCCCAGAACUCAUUUUAACAGGGUGGUAUAGAAGCCGUCUGUAAUUUAUUAGCCCAUAGUACAAAAACCAGCUUUCAAAGUCUUCAGGCUGGUAAGAUGACAUGAGCAGCUCACCGUCAUUUGACAUUCCCAUGUCCGUCAACCUUAGUUUGUAGACAUAAUACUAAAAUGUAUUUUCUCACCAGGUUCUAGUCAUUUGUUGGCCUGCGCCUCUAGAUGAUAUUGUCACCAGUGUUCAGGAAGUUUGAGGAAAGAUGAGCCGUGUCCAUGUGGCUCAUUUCCACAACUCCAUCAGUAUUCUAGAACGUCACUUCAGAAAGUACUGCUCAUUUCUGCAGCCUUCCUGCCUUCUCUCUGUAUGGUUUGGUUGCUUUUUUCCAUUUGCUUUCCUUUUCCAAUCUUGGAGGCACCAUUUCAUGAAAAUCAAUACACAUUUUGUUUCAAGAUAUUUGAAACAAAAAGCACAGAUGUUGAGCUGUUAUUAAAACAUGUAUGAAUAUGUAAAGCACAUGUAUUACUGUAGGCAUCCCCUUUCAGGUGGGAAAAGAGUAAACCAGUUAUCUUAUUUUUAUUCCUCCUCAGUACACAAAGAAUAUACUUUUUCCUCACGUCAUAUACCUAUAUGAAGCUUUAAGAGAGAUGUUUUCAAUCACGAUUUCAUCUUCCCAAAGAAGCUUGCUGUUUCUUGUGUAACUGUGCGUCCUGAUUGUCGUUCCCUAUAGCUAUUUCUUCUUUCUUUCUUUCUUUUGGAGAGGCAAGUGUUUUUUAAGACUUGAUUCGUAUCGCCACUGUGCUGUCCUUGAACUACAAAUGGUUUUUAUAAAAUAUAUACUUUUUACUGCUUUUGUAUAUUUUAUUUUCCAGAUGAAAAGCUGAGCCUGAUUCAAACAGUUUUUCUGGUUUUGUACUUUUUCUCUUAGUUCCUUUAUGUUCCCAUUAGAAGGGUUUUGGUGUUUUACUACAUUCGUAUGUUUGAUACAUAUACAACUUUGGAGACAAUCAAGUAAGAACUGAAAAUGUGAAAGUGACCAGUUUUGACAAAAUUCCCUUGAAUCUUUCUUCUUUACUUGAAACAUUGAAGACUUACGUUGCUGUGGUUUAUGAGAUUAAAUUUUUCUCUGUUAAUACAUUAUAGAAAUCAAACAGUGAUGCAACAAGUGUGACCAUCAACAGGUUUUAUAAAAUUACACUGAAUUGGCAGUUACUUGAUCCUAAGAAGGUAAAGAGGAGAUAUUGUGUGUUCUGACUUGUAUUUUAUUAAAUGCUGUAAAUCAAAAUAGAUCCUGUUGUAUAUGCCAGAUCUAGUUCGGUUAUUUAAGUUCACGUUUCACUGUUUGCACUUUGCAUUGAACAAUGGGUUUAUAUGGCUCCGUAGAGAACUUCAACAGGAAUUAAAAACUAGCACGGUAGGUACUCACUUGCCUCUCCCCUCCCCCACUUCCCUGCCCCAGGAGGGGGAAGCAGAAUCUAAAAUAUGAAUGUGGCCGCCGAGCUGUGGGAAGUGGUCAAGCUGGAACUCUUUGCCCUGUCUAGACAGUCACAUAGAGAGCAGAAGGGCUACAGCAGGGAGAAAGACCAUGUCAGAUGACAGAGUGAUGGGAAAUGGCGUGGGACAGUUGAAAGGCGUUUCAAGCCCUCUUCAGGAGAGAAGUCAAACUCUUACCGAACAACAGUUAAGUUAUUUAGUAGAUCCUGAACUUGAAGUCCCUAAACUGCAAAAUCUAAGAAUUGGAUGAUUUCUAAAAUACUUUUAGGUCAACCGUGGCAUCAGUUCUCAUGUAAUCUAGCUUCUCACUAGUGUCUUCCCCUUCAUUUGGCACUGGGAAAGGUAGAAACGAAACAUGUUGAAAUACGUAUUGGAAAUAAACAUGGCUUGAGCGUCAGUGAUAUUUUCCCCGAAUGUACUUUUCUUACCUCGGCAUGUACUGUAGUCACUCAGUAUUUGUAUAUGUUGCUAGAAUUUAGAAUGUAUAAAUAGUGAAUUUUAAUGUGUUCAUGUGUUUUUAAUAAAUUGUAUAUAUGUGUCUUGCUCAGAUUAUUUGGCUUAAAUAAAACAACCUUCAGGUUUGUAGCUUUUUCUUAUA